UGGACAAAAUUAUCCAUCAUGUAGUGCAAGGCGUUUAAGGCGAUGAAGACCAAAAAAGUUGCGGUUGAGAAGUUGAGAUGAUUCUCCAGUUACCAAUUGAUUUCUGCUGAUAUAUACACCAUCGAUCAAUUGCCGGAAGCGAAGCCCGCAGAAAGGACAAGCUGAUCGAUCAAUCAAAACUGACCAUGGGAGGAGGAGAGCAUCAGCUGGAGCACCACAGCAUCGUCAGCUCUGCUGCUGCUGCUGCCGUUCAUGGCCAUGGAGGCGGCGGCGUCAUGGUGGAGGCGGCGCUGACGCCGCUCGUGGGCACCGACGGCUGGGACUACUGCAUCUACUGGCGCCUCCUCUCCCCUGACCAGAGGUUCUUGGAGAUGACGGGGUUCUGCUGCAACGGUGAGUUCGGGACGCUCGGCGACCUGCCUUCCUCCAUCCCGCUCGACUCAUCCUCCAUCGGCGAGGAUAACAAGGGAGAUGAUGAUGGUGCAAAGAGAAUGUUUUUUGGCGGUGAAAGGUGUUUGGAAGGAAUAUCAGGGGAGGCUAAUAUCACUCCCCAACGAACAGAACAGAACAAUCCACUUGGCCUUGAGCUUCAGCUGCAUAUUACUGAAGCUAUCUGUCCUGCUUUAAGUGAACCUGGUUUACGGGCUUUUCUUCGAUUCAUGACUGGGGUAUCUGUGUGCUUAAAUAGAGGAGAUUUAGACCCGAAGUCGCAACAGCAUGCAGAUGCAGCAGGAUCUUCCUUGGUAUCUUUCACUGUAGAUCACAUCUUUCAUUGUAGAUCUCUUGUUUUGACCAGCUUGACAUUUACACUAGCACAAGUCGAAGGGGCUGCAGAACUGAACUGGGUAUCAAUCUCUGCGGGAUGUAGAAUUGAUGGUGCUUAAACUCUCGGCCUUUUUUUUCUAAAUGUUAUUUGUGGGCAUCCUUGGUUGGAACACCUUGCUGUAAUUAUCAUUUCUUUUCCUUCCCAAUUUCCAUUGACAUUUGUUCACCGAUUUAAUAGAAUAGUGGAUAAUAUUGUGAACUGCUUGUAUUUCAAUUAUGCCUUCCAAUUUCCGUUGAUUUGUAA
Messenger RNA from Brachypodium distachyon (stiff brome), 1069 nucleotides. RefSeq lists its product as uncharacterized. The coding region runs from base 186 to 884 and encodes 232 amino acids. The record is from RefSeq and is a predicted model, not a curated record. Lineage: Eukaryota; Viridiplantae; Streptophyta; Magnoliopsida; Poales; Poaceae. The transcript has 8 exons.